This is a messenger RNA of Apaloderma vittatum (bar-tailed trogon), 1646 nucleotides long. It is a transcript of the gene IL18R1, whose product is annotated as interleukin 18 receptor 1. The record is from RefSeq and is a predicted model, not a curated record. Gene Ontology annotation, biological process: positive regulation of type II interferon production; interleukin-18-mediated signaling pathway. The annotation marks the transcript as partial. Gene Ontology annotation, molecular function: interleukin-18 binding; interleukin-18 receptor activity; interleukin-1 receptor activity. The transcript is spliced from 9 exons. NCBI's taxonomy places the organism in Eukaryota, Metazoa, Chordata, Aves, Trogoniformes, Trogonidae.
AGAAGCUGUGUCCCCUUCGUGCCUCCAUUGAUGUGCUAGAAGGGGAAUAUUUUUUCCUUUGUUAUCUUAAAUCAGUGCAAGAACACUUUCAGAAGGAAGCAUACACAAUAAAUUGGUAUAAAGAAAAUGCUGGAAAGCAGCAACUGAUAAAGGAAAACCACAGAAUUGUUUCCCAAAUGAAUUUUCUGGAGUUUUGGCCCGCUGAACUCGGUGACUCUGGGAAUUACUCUGUCACUCACAGCGAUGGAAACCAAAAUUUCACAAAACAAAAGUGGACCUUGAAUGUACUUGAAAGAAAUAAAAGCAGCUGUUUUAACAAAAAUCAUUUAACUACAGAAAUUGGACAUGCUGGAACUGGUCAUUCACUGAAAUGCAGUGAUUUGUCUGUCAAUGAAAAUGACAGCAUAACAUGGUACAAGGACUGUAAGAACUAUGAAAAUGAAACAGGGAGGGAACUGGAUUUUAAAACCUUGACAGUGCAGCACUCUGGGAUAUAUACCUGUAAAAUUUUAAUCAGUCAUGAAGGAAAGAUAUAUUACAGCACAAAUACAAUUAAGCUGGUAGUAGAAGAUGCACCAGAGGCUGUAACUUUGGAGAUAGUUGGACGCAAUGAAGAAACUGAAACAGAAAUAGGAAAAGAGGAGAUACUCAAUUGCACAGGUUACUUGGGUUAUUAUAUGGAAGAAGACGCCAGCCUCUACUGGUUAAUUAAUCAAACAUUUCCAGAAAAAUGCACAGAUAUCCCUGAGGAUGAACCCUCCAUAUGUGAAGAAGAGUUCAAAAAAUUGCAGUUGGGAAACAAGUUCUAUGUCACAAGGCUACUACGGAUAAAAAAAGUAACAGAUGAGGACAUGCACCAUAAUUUCACCUGCGUGUUGCAAACUGAUGAAAGAACACAAAUAAAAAUAGUGAAACUGAAGAAAGGGAACACCCGAGAUCUGCCUAUGCACAUGUUUACAAUAGGAAUGGUCCUUGCUAUAUUAUUUUCAUGUGUUGCUGUAGCUGCAGUGUUUGUCUGUGUGAUGUUUAGAGUCGACUUAGUUCUAUUCUACAGGAACAUAAGCAGAAGAGAUGACACUGAUGAUGAUGGAAAGGUAUAUGAUGCAUUUGUGUCUUACCUGAAAGAUUGCAUUUCACCUACUGAAGAAGAGAGAGAAUUUGCUUUGAAGAUAUUACCCAUGAUAUUAGAAGAAAACUUUGGGUACAAGUUGUGUAUAUUUGAGAGGGAUAUAUCCCCUGGAGGAGCAAUUGUUGAUGAUAUCCAUUCAUUCAUUGACAAAAGCCGAAGAUUAAUCAUUAUACUGAGCCAGAACUACGUUUCUGACAGAGCCAUAUACGAACUUGAGAGCGGACUUCAUAAAGCCCUAGUUGAAAGAAAAACUAAGAUCAUAUUAAUUGAAUAUAUGCCUAUAAGUGACUACAAUUUCUUGCCAGAAUCAUUAUCUCUCUUACCAUCAAAGAGGGUUGUGAAGUGGGAAAAGGAUAAAUCCCUUCCUGUGAAUUCCAGAUUUUGGAAGAACCUUCGGUACUUGAUGCCAGCGAAACCUACCAAGAUAGACUCCAAAGGGCACUAUAAUAAUCUUGCCCUAGGCUUAGAUGAGGCUCAACCAUGGACUGAGGGCUGUGACUUUAAUGCAGUUGUAUAA